Cylas formicarius (sweet potato weevil) is the source of this 840-nucleotide messenger RNA. RefSeq lists its product as uncharacterized. NCBI's taxonomy places the organism in Eukaryota, Metazoa, Arthropoda, Insecta, Coleoptera, Brentidae. The transcript is spliced from 5 exons. The record is from RefSeq and is a predicted model, not a curated record. Bases 58 to 840 code for a protein of 260 amino acids.
CCCAACAUUGCUGACGUGAAACAGCAAGUCUUAUACAGCAAAGGCAAUUUUCAAAUUAUGAGGAGAGUUGUGGUAACUGUGAUACUCUUGGUGUUCCGUUUUGGGGAUGUUCGUGGUAAAUUAUACUAUGUUACAAACAGUGUUGAUAGAUAUGCAUUAAUAGAUUGUAUCAACUUCAGUAAACCUUUCGAAUGUUUUGUGGAUCAAAUUUCCGAUAAAAUCGAAGACUCUCGCAUGUCGGAUAUUCCUUUAGCCGAAGGCAUCAUGCUAUUAAGAAAUGGCAAUAAAGUAAAUCCCCGGCGAGCCAGAAAUUUAAAAGGUUUGGGUCGACUUGAAACAACAAUUUGGAAUUUUUUCGACACUCAUUCCAUAGCAUUGGAACUUGGAACCAUUGGCUCCAGACAGUUAAAAGAUGGAGAGAACAGAGCCGGUAAUAAAAAAGAGCCAGACAGCCUCUUUAGUUACGAACAACUGAAAAAGGAAAGGAAGUAUGUCCAAUAUGCUUUUAUGGUACUUUUAGGAAUUUUUGGUUUAACGGGACCCUUAAUAAUGAAGGUUGUCGCAAUAAUGGCGGCUAAAGCGUUGCUCGCGAGUAAAGCCGCCCUUAUUAUCGUAGGAUCUGUGGCUCUCAAAAAGUUGUUCCAGAAAGAAUACCAAAAACCUUCGGUGAGCGUUCACACUAUAAAAGGCGAUGAAGAAGACGACUACGAUAGGAUCGGACAUCAUGGAUAUAAUUACAUUUACGGCAGCACCUAUUAUAACAACUAUCCAUACGCUGAAUAUUCCUGGUACGAGAGUAAUUCUGACAAUAUAAAAGAUGCCAAUAAAAGCGACAGUUAA